Messenger RNA from Cyanistes caeruleus (blue tit), 2169 nucleotides. NCBI's taxonomy places the organism in Eukaryota, Metazoa, Chordata, Aves, Passeriformes, Paridae. The record is from RefSeq and is a predicted model, not a curated record.
AUUUUUCUGCUCUUUUUUUAGACAUGGACCGGGAUUAUGGGCAUGGAGGCUAUGGUGGCCCACGAUCCAUGGACUCUUACCUUAACCAAUCCUAUGGGAUGGAGAGUCAUGGAGGUGGAGGCGGAGGAGGUGGUGGUGGUGGUAACAGGUUUGGACCUUAUGAGUCUUACGACUCCGGGUCUUCUCUGGGUGGGCGAGAUCUGUACAGAUCUGGCUAUGGUUAUAAUGAACCCGAACAAAGCCGCUUCGGAGGUAGUUAUGGUGGUCGAUUUGACAACUCCUACCGGAAUAGCCUUGACUCUUUCGGAGGUAGAAACCAGGGCGGGUCUAGCUGGGAAGCACCUUACUCCCGUUCAAAAUUGAGGCCUGGGUUUAUGGAGGACAGAGGAAGAGAGAGUUACUCUUCCUACAGCAGUUUUUCUUCACCCCAUAUGAAGCCUGCACCUGUAGGCUCUCGGGGGAGAGGAACGCCUGCUUAUCCUGAAAGUGGAUUUGGAAGCAGAAACUAUGAUGCUUUUGGAGGACCAUCAACAGGCAGAGGCCGAGGCCGAGGACAUAUGGGAGACUUUGGUGGAAUGCAGAGACCUGGAAUUGUCGUUGACUAUCAUAACAAACCCAGUCCUGCAGCAGUUGCUGCAAGGGGAAUAAAAAGAAAAAUGAUACCACAGCCAUAUAACAAACCUGGUGGGACAUUCAUCAAGAAACCCAAAAUGACAAAGCCUAUUUUGAAGCUGAGCCAGAAAAAAUCACCUAACAUGAAGACAUCUUACCAGGAGUCUACUGUAGAGGAAAUUGAAGUGGAUACAAGUGGUGCAGUUGUUAUAUAUGAAGACUUUACAAGAGAUGCUUAUGAUCUUGGAUAUCAGACUUUUGGAGAUGGCAAAGGAGAAGUUAAAAGUGAGGAAGAAGAAAAGCGGCGGAUUGAGGCCAGAAGAGAGAAACAAAGGCGUAGAAGGGAAAAAAACAGUGAAAAAUACGGCGAUGGAUACAGAAUGGCAUUUACUUGCUCAUUUUGCAAGUUUCGAACGUUUGAAGAAAAAGAAAUUGAGUCACAUCUGGAGAGUGCAGCUCACCAGGAGACAUUGGAUCAUAUUCAGAAGCAAACCAAAUUUGACAAAGUAGUGAUGGAAUUUCUUCAUGAGUGUAUGGUGAAUAAAUUCAAGAAGACAGCAAUGCGUAAGCAGCAGACAAGUAACCAAACUGAAAAUUCCCAAGCUACUGAAAAAGAUAUAAUGGAAGGGGUUACAGCUGAUGACCACAUGAUGAAAGUUGAGACUGUUCACUGCAGUGCUUGCAGUGUCUAUGUUCCUGCAUUGCACAGUUCUGUUCAGCAGCACUUAAAAUCUCCUGAUCACACAAAAGGAAAACAAGCCUACAGAGAACAAAUAAAAAGGGAGAGUGUUCUCACUGCCACCAGCAUCUUGAAUAAUCCUAUAGUCAAGGCACGAUAUGAGCUGUAUGUGAAGGGUGAAAAUCCUUUUGAAAUUAAUGAUCAGGCUCAGGAGCAGCAAACUGAGGAAGAAGACAAAGCUGAAGAACCAGCUGAGGGUGAAGAAGAGGAGGAAGAAGAAGAGGAAGAAACUGAAGAACAAACUGACUUCACUUUAGACCACACUGAAGAUAACUAAGUGCAAGAAAAUAAAAAUACAUUAGUGGGGGCAAACCAGCCUUUUAUUUCUGCUCUAAAGUGGCUCAGACUUUUUAAUAGUCUCAAAUGGAUCUGAAGAUUCCCCACCAUAUGCAUGCAUUCCAUUCCAUGGAGAACUUGUUUAUAUAAUUCCUCUGUGUUUCUGAUUUUGUUUUAAAUGAAAUUAAGACUAUUUUAGUUGAGCUUUUUAUAGAAAACUGACUGUUAAAGCUGAUCAAAACAUUGUGUUGUAUAUUUUUUUAAGCAUCCUAUUUUUUUGGUGUGUGUACUGAAAGUUGGAUCUGGUCUAAUCAGUUGAAAAGGAAGGUGGAUCUUUGGGGUAAAUAUUUUAAAAGCUUUGUGGUGUAAGCUUAUAAAUAUUUACCUCAGUACAGGAUGAAUAACUUCAAAAAUUGUGCUGUUGAGUGUGGCUGUUUGGGGGACUGCAUUGCACUCUGUAUAAUAGAGUAUGUGUUUAUAAUAUGCCUUGUAGCUUUUUGUGAUAAGAUGUACCCGUUUGUAGCAAUAAAAUACUUUAAAAA